Molecule: messenger RNA, 1143 nt
Organism: Epithele typhae
Lineage: Eukaryota; Fungi; Basidiomycota; Agaricomycetes; Polyporales; Epitheliaceae
Exons: 6
Coding region: 1-1143 (380 amino acids)
Biological process (GO): peroxisome fission; regulation of peroxisome size
Cellular component (GO): peroxisomal membrane
Source: RefSeq, a predicted model, not a curated record
AUGUCUUCGAUCACGUUCCCGUACGCCGCACAUGCUGCCUCGUCCUCCUUCGUCUCUGUACACUCCGACCUCGCGUCUUCCUAUGACCCGCCCUCCGACACCUCGUCAUUCCAAAUGAACCCCCUCUCAUCACAUCCGCCGCGUACACCCCGCACGUCUAUCAUGUCUUCCGCCUCGCACGUGUACGCGUCCGAUUACGAGUCUUCCAAAGAAGACGCGACCCAACUCGGGGAGCGCGAGCCGGAGGCGGACGGCUACCACACCGAGGACGAGGAGGACGAGGCGAAGGCUGCUGCUGCGAAGAGCCGGGUGCGCAAGGAGGAGGUAUGGCGGGAGGUCCUCAAGACCGCCUACGGCCGGGACAAGGCCUUCAAACUGAUACAGUAUUCGAUGAAAAUGUAUCUUCUCUUCCACGUCGCCCUCGCCUCGAGUGCCGCCUUCAAGGGCCGCUCUCGUCCCGGCUGGGAGACCGAACUCACGAAACGCCUCACCUCCGCCAUCGCAGGAUUCUCCCUCACCCGAAAAUGCCUGAUCCUCUUCAACUGGCUGCCCCCGCUCACCGCGAUCCUCGAACAGCACGCGUCGGACCCGUACGCGGCGCGCGGCGCGCGCAAGGGGCAGCGCAAGCCGCUCCUGCACACCAUCCUGCACGCGCCGCCCCCGGUGCUGCUCGAGCUCCUGAACGGCCUCGCGGACGACGCGGCGACGCUCUCGCGGCUCGGCCUGCUCGGCCCCCGCGCGGGCGAGCGCGCGGGCAAGCUCGCGAACUGGUGCUGGUUCGCCGGCACGCUCGUCAACCUGGUCGAGAACAGCGUCGAGCGGAGCGUGAUCCUCGAGCUCCAGCAUCAAGUCGAAGGCCGGUUGUACGACGAGUCGAUGGCGGGGACGACGGCGAAGUCGAACCCGGCGGCGGACAAGCUGGACCACAAGGAGCUCGCGCGACUUCAGAAGCAGGACUAUUGGAUCCAGAUCUCGAAGUGGAAGCUCGUCAUGGACCUGAUCUUCGUCUCCUAUGAUGUGUUCCGCCUCAAACGCGCGAAGGGCCAGGUCCAGACCGCUGCAGGGCUGGCGUCUGCAAUCCUCAGCUCGAUGAAGUAUUACGACAAGCACAAGAGCGCGCUGAGCAAGGCGGUCUCGUCAUAG